ACAAAUUGUAUUCACGUUUUUUAGGUCUAUCGUUAACAUUAAUUUUUUAAACAAAAACAUCACUCGUUAAAAAUCUUAUGUGGAAAUCUACGAUAUUCUGUAACUUUUUCAGCAGUGGCAGUAACAAUCAAUAUUUUCGCGUCGUGAACGAACUUUGGCAAUUAAGCCCGUAUAAAGCAAAGGAACGUUGAAUUAACGAAAAGAAAAUGUCGAACAGCAAAUGUAUCAAACAACCCCGUAAAACCUAUGCAAAGGAGCAGCAAGAAAUGACCCACUCGGAAAAACUACGAUUAAUAGACGAUGAAUUGAACUCUUUCUACAAGUACUGUCAACAGGCAGGUUUUACAGAAGAAGAAAUGGAUAUUAUUUGCCAACCAUUGGUCGCUGCAAUGCGACGUUCGUGGUUGCAACUUGUCUUUCGUGGAAUGCUUGUCCUUAUAAUUCUUGGCACCUUGGCGUGUCUAGCAGCCCAACUUGACUUUGUGGGGACACAUUUCUCAGCAAUCAGUCGCCUCUUGCUUAUCAAGGUUCUGCCAAUUUGGAAUUGGCAGCCUUUAUAUUAUGAAAACUGUAUGAUCAACAAUCCAUUCUACAAUGAUUACACAAUCACAGAGGAAGACUGUGUGACUUGUGAAGCAUUGGAAACUAUAGAUCGUUUAUCAGAUGUUAGGUAUCGGCAUCUUGUUGAUAACUAUUUAAGUCGCGAUGCCCCUGCGAUUAUCACAGAUGCGAUGGAUUCUUGGGCAGUUAUGAACACAGAUUAUUUCUGGUUUGAUAACAUUACUCAUCUAUACUUGGAAAAUGAAAGAUUAAUGGAAACAGUGCCCUGUGCUCUCACGUCAAAUUUGAGAACUGGCUCAUCAGAUUUGGCGGCUUUUUUGCGUCGAGUACAUUCUCCGGAAGUCGCCAAAUGGUUUGUCCACUGGCAAAAUUGCGACAUCAAUGCGGUAAAGGUACUGAGAAAAUAUUAUCAACGACCGUACUUCCUUUCGAGUACAGUCUCGCCAGCACACUUCAAUUGGGUUCUCAUGUCUUCGGAUUACAAUAGUCCAAGUUACAAGAAAGUCGAGUUAGACUCUGGCUUGAUCGCUCUCGCCCAAUUGCGAGGAGCUACCCAGCUUCGUUUGACACCUAUAAAUCCUUGCAAUAGCUCUUGUCCCGAACUAAUAGCGGAUUUGCAUCAAGGUGAAAUGCUGGUUUUUACCAAUUUGAUGUGGACUUUGGAGUAUGCACCAAUGAGAGGAUUAGACAACAUUGCUAUUUUAACAGAGACCGUAUGGGAGGAGGAUACAUAGAUCAAAACUGUUUUCACUUAAUGUCUUGUUAGUUCUUGAUAUUCGAGAUCUAUAUAUCACUCGAUUAUACAUAUGAACGUGUAUAUGUACGCUCAUUAUAUCAUAGUGCUGGAGUACACAUAAAAUAAAGUACUUUCGUCCAUCCAA
This is a messenger RNA of Hylaeus volcanicus, 1442 nucleotides long. RefSeq lists its product as uncharacterized. NCBI's taxonomy places the organism in Eukaryota, Metazoa, Arthropoda, Insecta, Hymenoptera, Colletidae. The coding region runs from base 207 to 1295 and encodes 362 amino acids. The transcript has 6 exons. The record is from RefSeq and is a predicted model, not a curated record.